Penicillium bovifimosum is the source of this 879-nucleotide messenger RNA. RefSeq names its product putative mitochondrial genome maintenance protein Mgm101. Gene Ontology annotation, molecular function: single-stranded DNA binding. The record is from RefSeq and is a predicted model, not a curated record. Gene Ontology annotation, cellular component: mitochondrial chromosome; mitochondrial nucleoid. Gene Ontology annotation, biological process: recombinational repair; interstrand cross-link repair. Lineage: Eukaryota; Fungi; Ascomycota; Eurotiomycetes; Eurotiales; Aspergillaceae. The coding region runs from base 1 to 879 and encodes 292 amino acids. The transcript is spliced from 2 exons.
AUGUCGAUUCCUAUUCGCACCCGGUCCCGGUGGGCAAUUGAGGCCCUGCAACACGCGACACAUGUUCCACGCUCAUCGCGGACACCCAGUCUACGUCUGAGCCAGCUCUCCACCCCAACGACGAAAAGGGCAAUCAGCUACACCACCCAAAACCGCAACAACCAAACCGCACCCAAACCCACCCCCGCAACUCCCACAAAGCCCGCUCCACCAGCCUCAACUCCAAUCCCCACAGGCAGCCCCGCAGCCCGCGUCUCAGACCCUACCCCCAACCGCGCAACGACGGAAAACAUCUCCAAGAGCGGGCUCUCCGAUAAGCCCCUCGAGCUCGAGCACCCAGCUGAAGAGAGAAUCGACUGGACAAGAUCUUUCCACGGUCUAUCGGCAGCGCCGUUCCCCAAGGAAGCGGCUGAUAUCCUGCUUGCGGAGACGGACCCCGAUGAGGUCGAGAUCAAGCCUGAUGGUAUCCUUUACCUGCCAGAGAUCAAGUAUCGCCGGAUUCUGAACCGAGCCUUUGGGCCUGGUGGGUGGGGUCUUGUGCCGAGGAGUGAGAGUAUUGUUACGCCUAAGACGGUGACGAGGGAGUAUGCUCUUGUUUGUAAUGGACGCCUUGUCUCUGUCGCCCGCGGUGAACAGGACUACUUCUCCCCGGAUGGCAUUCCCACUGCUACAGAAGGCUGCCGAUCGAACGCGCUCGUGCGCUGCUGCAAGGACCUCGGCAUUGCGAGUGAACUGUGGGACCCGCGCUGGAUCCGCAAGUACAAGGCGAAGUACACGCGCGAGGUAUUUGUGGAGCAUGUCGUUAAUAAGAGGAAGACUAAGAUCUGGAUUCGGAAGGACGAUCCUGUUGGAUACCCGUGGAAGGAGAGUGGUAAAUAG